CAUACAGAGAGACAUUUAGAGAAAGAGAAUUGAACCAUGAAGAUGACGAGAAGAGUAUUUCUGUAUUUUUUACUCUUUGUUGCUGCUUCAGCGUUUAUGUCGAAUCUGAUGAUAGACGGCGAAGAACAGAAGCUAGGGACAGUGAUAGGCAUCGAUCUGGGGACAACAUACUCAUGUGUCGGCGUGUUCCGUAAUGGACACGUUGAGAUCAUAGCGAACGAUCAAGGAAACAGAAUCACUCCUUCAUGGGUUGCGUUCACUGACUCCGAGCGUCUGAUCGGCGAGGCCGCUAAGAAUCAAGCGGCCAUGAACCCCGAACGAACCGUCUCAGAUGCCAAACGUCUCAUCGGAAGAAGAUUCGAUGAUCCUGAGGUUCAAGGAAACGUCAAGUACUUAUCUUACAAGGUUGUCAACAAAGAUGGGAAGCCUUACAUUCAAAUGAAGGUAAAAGGUGAAGAGAAACUGUUUAGUCCAGAGGAAAUAAGUGCUAUGAUCCUGGGGAAGAUGAAGGAAACUGCUGAAGCUUACUUGGGGAAGAAGAUUAAAGACGCUGUUAUAACCGUUCCAGCGUAUUUCAACGAUGCACAGAGGCAAGCGACCAAGGAUGCGGGGACGAUUGCGGGGCUCAACGUGCCUCGGAUAAUCAAUGAGCCGACGGCUGCAGCCAUAGCUUACGGUCUUGACAAAAAGGGCAGCGAAUCCAACAUCCUUGUAUAUGACCUUGGUGGAGGAACCUUUGAUGUCAGUGUCCUAACCAUCGAUAACGGUGUCUUCGAGGUCUUAGCCACGAGCGGAGACACUCACCUUGGAGGCGAAGACUUCGACCACCGAGUCAUGGACUAUUUCAUCAAACUGAUCAAGAAGAAGUACAACAAAGACAUCAGUAAGGACAAGAAAGCGCUCGGGAAACUGAGACGGGAAUGCGAGCGAGCGAAACGGGCUUUGAGCAGUCAGCACCAGGUCAGAGUCGAGAUCGAGGCUUUGUUCGAUGGGAUUGAUUUCUCCGAGCCAUUAACGAGGGCGAGGUUUGAGGAACUGAACAUGGAUUUGUUCAAGAAGACAAUGGGACCGGUCAAGAAGGCUCUGGAAGAUGCAGGUAUGAAGAAAUCAGAUAUCAACGAGAUUGUUCUGGUCGGGGGAAGCACUCGGAUCCCCAAAGUGCAGCAAAUGUUGAAGGAUUUCUUCGACGGGAAGGAACCGAACAAAAGGAUCAACCCGGACGAGGCCGUGGCAUAUGGCGCUGCUGUUCAAGGAGGGAUCUUGAGUGGUGAAGGAGGAGAAGGGACUAAAGGAAUUCUUCUGCUGGAUGUUACGCCUUUGAGCCUCGGAAUCGAGACAGUUGGCGGCGUAAUGACGAAGUUGAUACCGAGGAACACUGUGAUUCCGACGAAGAAGUCUCAGAUCUUUACAACAUACGAGGAUCAGCAAACUACUGUCACCAUUAAAGUAUACGAAGGGGAGAGAACUUUAACCAAAGAUAACCGUGAACUCGGUAGAUUCGAUCUUACUGGCAUUCCUCCUGCACCCAGGGGCACACCACAGAUCGAAGUGACAUUCGAAGUAGACGCAAACGGAAUCCUGCACGUGACGGCAGAGGACAAAGCCGCGAAGAAAUCUCAAAAGAUCACGAUCUCGAACGAGAGAGGCAGUCUAAGCCAAGAGGAGAUAUACAGGAUGGUUAGAGAAGCCGAGGAAUUCGCUGAGGAAGACAAGAAGGUAAAAGAACGGAUCGACGCUCGGAACAAGCUCGAAACGUACGUUUACAACAUGAAGGGCACGAUCGGCGACAAGGAAAAGCUCGGGGAUAAGAUCGAGAAAGAGGAUAAGGAGAGGAUCGAAGGUGUUUUGAAGGAGACGUUGGAGUGGUUGGAUGAGAAUCAGAAUGCCGUGAAGGAGGUCGAGACAGUUUGCAAUCCGGUUAUCAAGUCGGUUUACGAGAAAACCGGUUCCGGUUCGACUGGAGGUGGUGAGAGUGAGGAAGAUGGAGGUGAUGGUUACGAUGAAUUGUAGAGUUGUACUUUUCUUCUUUUUAUGAUACGAAAUGUUCUUGACAU
Messenger RNA from Tarenaya hassleriana, 2054 nucleotides. RefSeq names its product probable mediator of RNA polymerase II transcription subunit 37b. The record is from RefSeq and is a predicted model, not a curated record. Gene Ontology annotation, biological process: cellular response to unfolded protein; protein refolding; endoplasmic reticulum unfolded protein response. Gene Ontology annotation, molecular function: heat shock protein binding; ATP binding; misfolded protein binding. Gene Ontology annotation, cellular component: nucleus; endoplasmic reticulum chaperone complex; membrane. Lineage: Eukaryota; Viridiplantae; Streptophyta; Magnoliopsida; Brassicales; Cleomaceae.